This is a messenger RNA of Homarus americanus (American lobster), 6184 nucleotides long. RefSeq names its product synaptotagmin-4-like. Gene Ontology annotation, cellular component: membrane; axon; synapse. The record is from RefSeq and is a predicted model, not a curated record. Gene Ontology annotation, molecular function: clathrin binding; calcium-dependent phospholipid binding; phosphatidylserine binding. NCBI's taxonomy places the organism in Eukaryota, Metazoa, Arthropoda, Malacostraca, Decapoda, Nephropidae. Bases 1 to 1464 code for a protein of 487 amino acids. The transcript is spliced from 10 exons. Gene Ontology annotation, biological process: vesicle fusion; regulation of calcium ion-dependent exocytosis; regulation of dopamine secretion.
AUGGUGAUCUCUCAACACCACACAAUGGUUUACUAUCCUGCGCCAACCCGGUCACCGCUGCCCUCCCAGCCUGCCCUCCCUCCCCCAACGUGGCCCUCCAUUCUUCCCUCCAGCUUCAGGACGCCCUUCAAGGUGCCCCCAGAUGGCCUGUCGACGUCGGCAGUGGUGGGCGUGAGUGUAGGUGCGGCACUGCUGGUUAUGGUAGUAGGCGCUGUGGCGUGGGCAUGUUACCGCCGGCGUGGCGCCCACAAGAAGCUGGGGGAGCGGACGGUCACGCUCAGGAGGCCUACCGCCGUCAAGAACCCCCAGCCUCAGAGCCGCUAUCUGAAGAAGUCACCCUCGCCUACUGGUACCAAGACCCCGCCCGGAAGCAAGUCACCCAGCGGAGGCAAGACGCCACCUGGUACACGGACGCCCACAAGUGCUCUACCACCAGGGAGUUGUGCCUCCCUCACCUCCGCCUCCACCACCCCGCGCCACUCCUCACCCGCCCACCAGGGCAUGAAGGGAGGGGAGAGCGACCAGGUGGCGUACGAGAACGAGCAGGACAAGCCCAGCACACCAUCCAAGGAGGAGCUGGAGCUGAACGAACGCAACCUCACCACCAAGGAGAUGACCCCAACCCGCCUCGGCAAGCUCCACUUCAAGCUGAGGUACAACUUCGACAAGAGCGCCUUGGUAGUGACCAUCGUUAAGUGCACCGACUUGCCAGCCAAGGACCCCGCCCUCACCUCCAGUGACCCCUACGUCAAGCUGCAGCUCCUCCCGGAGAAACAGCAUAAGGUGAAGACCCGGGUGCUGCGUAAGACCCUCAACCCCGUCUACGAUGAAGAUUUCACCUUCUACGGUAUCAACUACUCACAGCUUCAGGUGAUCACGCUACACUUCGUAGUGCUGAGCUUCGACAGGUACUCCCGAGAUGACAUCAUUGGCGAGGUGGUAGCGCCCCUCGCCCAGCUGGACCUAACCAACACAGAGACCUGCCUCACUCUCGCCAGGGAGAUCAGUCCACGCUCCCUCAAGAUCCGUUCGCAGGGCCGGGGUGAGCUGCUGGUGUCCCUGUGCCACCAGCCCGCAGCCAACCGCCUCACCGUCGUUGUCCUCAAGGCUCGCAACUUACCCAAGAUGGACAUUACGGGACUGUCAGACCCCUACGUGAAGAUCUACCUGCUGUACAAUGGGCAGCGGGUGGCCAAGAAGAAGACGCACGUCAAGAAGAGGACUCUCAACCCGGUGUUUAAUGAGUCCUUUGUGUUCGACUUGCCGGCCGGAGUAGAUGGACUCGACAGCAUCAGCCUAGAGUUCCUUUUGCUCGACUGGGACCGAGUCACCAAGAACGAGGUUAUUGGUCGGCUGGAGCUGGGCGGGACCAGAGCAGCGUGCGGUUCGGCCAAUCAUCACUGGAGCGAGGUAGUGACGUCCCCGCGUCGUCAGAUAGCAGAAUGGCAUAAACUGCGGGAGUAACUUAGGAGGCACGAGUGAUGGGGCGAGGAUAACUCACCCAGAGCCACAACCAUCAUCACUAGGAGCGGCAUCAUAACGCCUCACACCGGGAACUCAUCUCAGACAUCUUUGGUCUCGAGGACAGUCUGGUCUCGUUCCGCAACUUAUUGAAAAUUUCUCAGAUAAUGUACACUGCUUGCUUAUUACUGCAAUAGGAGUGAUGUGAAUGAUUUCUGACCCACCAAGUAGUUGUGUGUUUAUGAUGCCUCCUCCUGUCCGUACAUCAUGCGGAGCGGUGUAGAGGUCUCACCCCAACCGACCUGUAAUCAAAGCAGAUGGAGCUACCAAAUGUGACAACAAUUAACCAGAAGGCCAAGUUGGGUCUACAAAUGUCCAAUGUGAAUUUUAGGUCGUUACUGUUCAAUGUUGGGUCGUACGACUGUAUUGUCUCUUGUCCUGUAAUAUGGAUCGUUGUGUGAUUACAAGUUCUCCCAGAAACAAAUAUUUUGUUUAGGAAGAUCACCUUAAUGAUAUGAACCAGACGAGUGGAACCCCCCAAUUCCAGGUCCAAUUUUAGGUUAUGUAGCUUUGUGGCAAUGCUUGUUAAGGGGGACAACUCACUGUUUCUCUGCUUCACAAGUGUAAGUUCAGUGCUUGUUCAAAAGCUUGGUUCGCCGUCUGGUGCGUGUAGUGCUUGUUCUCCAUGAUUCAUCUUUACGCUCUGCUGUAAAACCAUCAGGUGAAGGCUGUGGACUCACCCUGUGUCCAGGUUAACAUCAACGCCGGUAAACUAUACAACUUAUGGGACCUCGUCAUAGCUGGCCACUAUAGUUGGUCUCAUGCCCUGGGAGUCGACGCUCCAAAAUUGGCCACGUUGUGUCACGGCUCCGUGUCAGCAGCCAUGUAACACAUGUGUGGUACAGCUCCGUGUCACCAGCUUUGUGACACAGAUACGUGUCACAACUCAUGUCACCAGCCAUGUAUCACAGCUACUUGCCACCAACUGUAUGAUUCGGAUAAGUGUCACAAGCCAUGUGUCACAGCUGUUACCAGCCACUUGACAGAUACUUGUCACAGCUACGUGUCAUCAGUUAUGUAUCACAGCUGUGCCAUGUGUACGUUUCACCAGGUGUCACAUUUACUUGACCCCAGCUGUUAUCAGGUACUUGUCAUUAGCUGUGUGUCAGAACUACGUGUCACCUCCUGUGUGUGAGUGAUUGUACAGAGUGAUCUCAUAGUAUUUAUAUCGUAUUCUCUAUUAUUUUUGGACGAACAUAUAUAUAUAUAUAUAUAUAUAUAUAUAUAUAUAUAUAUAUAUAUAUAUAUAUAUAUAUAUAUAUAUAUAUAUAUAUAUAUGUAUUAGUUAGCGUGAGCAGCAGCAGCAGUAGUGACUCACCUCCAGCUUACCUGCGAAGUCAGGUGGUGGAGGUAACCAUUCACCAGGAUGAAACCUCUUCAGCCUUCUGUCUCCCUCUCAUAUGUUCCUCUUGCGUCUGACCUCGUGAAAACAGGCCUCAGCUUCACCUAAAGAAACGAGCUAUUACACCUCAGUGGUAAUCACGUUUUCCAUAAUUUUUCUCAUCUGUCCUAACAUGUUUUACUUGUGGGGAACCUGCUUGGCCACGAGCUCUGGGGCAGUGGGGUAGUGAGGGAAGGGGUCCGAACUCCAGGUUGGGAGGAGCCCAAAAUAAACAACACUUCACCAAAACGGUAACAAUAAAACUCGAUGAACCAAAGAAACUCUUAAACAAAAUAAAGUCAUGUCCAAUAACCACUAAAUCCCGUUAUUGCUCACUCAAUCAUAGCGAACCAGAAGAUCAUGACAAUAUUGUGAAGUACAUUUCUAUGGUGGAUAAGGUAGCCAUAUAAGGUUACAGGUUAGACGGGUGGCUUUGGGAUUUCAUUUUGUGGGCACGGAGGCGGCAACUUAUGUCUUGUCUCUGGCGUCAGACACCCUCACUACUCCACUUCUUUGUAGGUGUAGCCGAGCAGCAGCCAACCUCCUUGACGGUCCUUCUACACACUAGCUAGUCCAACAACUUCCGGAAACACAGCCUCACCUCACCUUGCUUCAACUUCUUCAUGGCCACAACUCUCCAGGAUGCUAGACAAUAAAUUUCCUAACUACCCAGAGGUGUUGAAUGGCCCUAGUAUGGUGACUGUACCUGGAGGGUCAACCACUGACAGUGCACCCACCUAACUUGAACCUUCCCGCUUCACUCUAACACACCAAUAUUCAUGAGCAUCUCUAGCUAAACAUCUUACUCUCGUCUUACUGAAAUUUUAACAACACAGAGGGGCUAAUACUGACAAAAAUUAGUGUAUAGAGAUUGUAGGUUUAUGCGCCAUAUUAUAUAUAUAUAUAUAUAUAUAUAUAUAUAUAUAUAAGUGAUUGUAAAUUUAGUUAAAAUAUAAUAUCUAUGUAAUGGAAAAACUGAAUCAUAUAAAUAACUAUAUAUACAUGUCCACUUUCAUAUUAAUAAACAUACAUGUCAGUACAUGUCUUGAACGUGAUAGAAUAUAUUUUCCUUGUUUUAGAAGCAUCAUGUAUCAUACAUAUAUGUUAAUAUGAAAUACAAUUACAAAUCGCCGUGAACGAAAAUGCAGGAUCUUCCAAAAUUUAAUUGAUAUUGAUCUGCUUAUUUUAAUUUUUGUAAAAUUUCAUAAGAUUUAGAAUACAGCAGGUCACAUCGGGUUGGUUAUUUAUGUAACUAGUACAUCAUUUUAAUAUGUAUAAAUGUUAGCAUAUUUAUUUUUUAUAAGUGUCCUGCAAUUUCAUGAGUUGUGCAGCGUGAGUGAAAGACAAAACUGCCACUGGUUAAGGUGCCAUAUGUUCCCACACAGCGACUGUGCUGUCUCGUGCUGUACGUGUCAUGUCUCACUACCAUAUCGCUCCUGCCUUUGAAGGAAUGUCAAAAUGAAAAUUUCUCGGGUGACUGACAAAAUAAAGAUAUUAAGAUACACGAGUGAAGGUGUAACAGGGUCUAGCUAUGUGAUGUUGGGUCAAAUGGGCGUCGCACAUCAGACGACACGAAAGAAUUUUCAAAAGGGAAAUUCAAAAACUAAAAUUCUGUUUUUGAGAAUGGCUGUAAGGGGAUUAUUGAUAAGAUCUGCCGUUCUCCAUUCACCUGUAAGGAUAGUCGUCGCCCACAACCCACAGGUUACUUUCACCAUAUAGUCACCACAUGUUCACCUACAGUUCCAUAUCGUUGCCUUUAUUUAUUUUAGUUCACCGGACUGGUGUAUUCAUCGUUCAUACUUGGCCACCCAGUCUUGAGAGUUCACAUCCGAUCCUAACUAUUGGCUUCCAGACUUUGCAUACCAUAGAACUGUUAAGAGAAGUUCAAAUUAGUUAAAGCUUGUCAUGUUUAAGAUUAGAAUUACACAUGAGAGUUUUGUUGGGAGUAGAGUUGGCAGGUUUAGCUACCCCACCGAGGUACCUAACCUCUAAUGUUUUAAACUGGGAAAACUGCCCUUGUUGACAGUGAGAGGCAACAGAAACAAUUUUGAUCUGUAAUUAAGUGGGAUUUUCUGAUUAAUUAGUAGCUGAAGGAAUGACCUUAGUUGUUCAGAGGAACUGGUUAAGCCUAAGGACGGACUCGGUAUGAGUUGGUUAGUUUGUCUUGAUUAUCCACCACGAGAUGUGGAUGUUACCUAAGUAUACACAAACUCUGCUUAAUAAGUCAACUAUGAGCAGAUCAAAAUUAAUGAUCUCUGAUGUACAGAGAAGUCGCUUAGUACAGUAUUUAAUCACUCGGUUAAUUUAUAAACAGUUUUCAAGACUUAAAUAACAAAAUAUUUACAACAUUUUGAUGGUGUGAGCGAAUAGUUGGUGGUGUGGAAAAGCGAGGCCCGCAGGAGUCAUCUGGGAGCUGAUAGUACACAAAUCAUCACCCGUUUAUCACAGCAGGGAGAGGGGUUGAAGGUAGGGCUGGUGUUGGUGUACAAGUGUUCGUAACUAAGAUAUUUAGUGACGAAUUAUAAACAUAUGACUAAAAAAUAAAAGUCAGAAUAUAAGACCUUUUACAGAGAACAAAUAUGAUAAUACUACAUCGUAACAUAUUUACAGCAGUUAUUGAACUUUGUUUUCCUCACGCCUGGUACAGUCUCGUUCAAGAUUCUUCGAACACUGCUGGAGACAGCUGGCAUAUCAAGGCCGUUUGUUUACUAUAGUACGUAGUAAAAAUUAUGAAUGUAAAAGUGAUCGAUGAUUGGUAACUUAGUUCCCCUUUACUUAAUUAAAUGGUUGGGCUUUGUUGUUUCGUAUUAUAUUAUACUACGUACUAUAGUAAGCAAACGGCCUUGAGUUGCCAGCUGUCUCCAGCAGUGUUCGAAGAAUCUUGAACGAGACUACACUGAAACUUGCCACAGUAGAGUUGCUUAAAUGGCAGAUUCGGUUUAUUGCUAACAAGGUAUUUGAAUAUAAAAUAAAUGUUCUUUUGUACUGUAAAUCGAGUUGAUAUAUUAAAUAAAGCUUUAUCUCAAGUUUCGUCCAGAAAUUGCGCGUGGAGCAAAUAACCUCAACACUGAUUAAUGUGAAAUUAUUAUUUAUAUAAACUGAAUUAUGAUGUCGCCCUUGUAAUAUAUAUAUAUAUAUAUAUAUAUAUAUAUAUAUAUAUAUAUAUAUAUAUAUAUAUAUAUAUAUAUAUAUUACUGAGCUGAGGAAUAGGAAUAAGAUAACAAGAGCUGGCCAUAACACAACAAGUGUAGAGGAGUGAAAAAUAAAUAUCCAGUAUCUGUC